Messenger RNA from Melampsora larici-populina 98AG31, 1416 nucleotides. RefSeq lists its product as uncharacterized. The record is from RefSeq and is a predicted model, not a curated record. Gene Ontology annotation, cellular component: membrane. Bases 1 to 1416 code for a protein of 471 amino acids. Gene Ontology annotation, biological process: transmembrane transport. Gene Ontology annotation, molecular function: transmembrane transporter activity. The transcript has 14 exons. Lineage: Eukaryota; Fungi; Basidiomycota; Pucciniomycetes; Pucciniales; Melampsoraceae.
AUGGCUGAGAGCUUGGGACUGGUAGGCUUACAAUAUAAUAUCGGACUGGCGGUCUUCUACACCUCGUAUAUCGCUUCUGAACUUCCUUCUAAUUAUCUACUGAAGCGAGUGGGCGCAAAGCUAUGGCUUCCGUUCUUGGUUGCGAGUUGGGGCGUUAUCACUAUCCUCAUGGCGUUUAUGAAAAAUUAUUCGUCCCUCAUUGCUUGUCGGUUUUUCUUAGGCUUGUUUGAAGGUGGGCUCUUGCCUGGAAUGGUGAUGUAUCUCUCAACUAUGUAUAAACGAAAUGAACUUCAGCUUCGAGUAGGAGUGUUCUUUGCAUUUGCAUCUCUUAGUGGGGCUUUCGGAGGUCUCUUAGCUUACGGAAUCGAACGGAUGGACGGGGUUCGCGGUCUCAAAGGGUGGCAAUGGAUAUUUAUUUGGGAAGGCAUUGGCACCGUCUUGGUCGCGAUAUUUGCAGUUUAUUAUAUGCCCAAAGAUCUCGCCACUGCUUCCUUCCUCACUCCAGAAGAACGUCACUUUGCGGUCAAAAGAUUAGAUUAUCAUUGGAAGACUCCAACAAACAGCUUCGAUCAAAAAGGCAUUGUGCAUCAAACUGAUUCAAAUCUCCAAUCGGAUAGUCCGGAGUACGCGACAGAUUCUCAAGAGAAAAGAAAGUCAGAGGAAGAUAAGAUGGACGAGAAUAAGAAACAUCAGUCGAUCGACGAAGAGUUUGAAAUGUAUGAAGUGAUUCGAGGUUUUAAGGAACCUCAAGUUUGGAUCACGGGAAUUGGUUACUUAGGCAUAUUGGUUUGUCUAUACUCUUUCGCCUUGUUCUUACCUACCAUCGUAUUGGGCAUGGGAUAUUCAGGCCUGAAUGCUCAACUCUUCUCUUCCUUCCCAUACCUACCGGCAUCUGUAUUGGUGGUGAUCGUAGCCUUCAUAGGUGAUCGGUUACAAUCUAGAGCUCCUGUCAUCCUAUUUCUGACUCCCAUCGCGAUGUUAGGAUAUAUUAUCUGUAUCACCAUAGAUUCCAAUCAUGCGCGAUAUGCGGGUGUUUUUUUGAUGGCUGCGGGUAUAUAUCCUUCUGUACCUUCCGUUCUUUGCAUCCUUCCCAACAAUGUAGCAGGGAUGACUAAAAGGAGCACAGUCACAGCAUUACACUUGAUGAUCUCAAACUGUGGAGGAUUUGUAGCCACAUUCAUUUAUACACAUGAACAAGCACCAAAGUAUAAAAAAGGACAUUCGAUUGCCUUGGGAUUUAUGGUACUUGCUUGGGUUAUGUUCUUUGUGAAUUCGAUUUAUUGUUGGACAGAAAAUCAAGCUAGAUCUCAACAUAAAAGGGAUCAUAAUUUGGCUAAAUAUGAUCAAUUAGUUAAAGAUGGUAAGACUAAAGCGCCUAUUGGUGAUCGAGAUCCUGGUUUCAGAUUUACGAUUUAG